GUUCGGAAGAUGAGCGAUUCACCGCCGCCACCCCCGCCACCACCGCCGGCGUCCCCGCGCCAACCGCCUCCGCCAGAGCCUACGCCGUCCCCACCGACGUCUGCGCCUCCACCGAGUCGCGUGGCUCCGACCACGGUCGUCGUCCCGAUCCCGUCGUCCAAGCUGCUCCAGCACGCACCGCUGGACAUUGCCGACGACUUGGAUCGGAACUGGGCGUGGCACUAUGCAGCGGCGCAGAAGACGCUGGUGGGCGAGAAGGACCGCGACGCCUGCCUCGCCAAGAUCAAGGCUGGCGAGAACUUUGAGAAGCACACGGCGAUGCUGUAUGCGUGCUUGACGGCCGAGUCGACCUCCGACCGCGAUCUCUACUGGCACGUGCUGCGUGCGCUCGUGGCCGACGCCGACACCGUCCGCGACAAGACAAUGCAAGGGCUCCAGUCGCUCAUCGAGGUGCGCUUCCAGAAGCUCCUGAGCGGCCCGCGCGCCAACUUGUACUUUGUGCUCGAGCAAGGUCUCUCGCUGCAAAUGGACACGCUCCUCAUCGUUCUCAUGCGCCACAUUGGCCCUCUCUCGGUGACGCCAUGCUUGACGAGCUGGCUGCUCACGGUGCUGGGUGCGCACUUGACGACGCUCAGCGAUGCGGUCGUUGCGCACGCCAUCUACACGCUUCUAAGCAUCGCGCCAGAAGCCAUGGCGUCUGUGGCCCCACCAGCCACCCUCCUCGACGUGUGCAGCCGCCUCUUCGUCGAGAGAAAGGCCGUCGUCCUCGUCAUCGGGCGUGAACUCGUUCGCCUCACGUACGACUGCCGGGAUCUGCUACCGACGCUUUGGGCCGACGUCCAGAGCCAGCAUCUCCCGACGCUCCUCGGGACGCCGACGCCGGCCAAGUUUCUCAUCUGCCGCCUCUCGGCCAAGAUGCAGGACCAGCUGCGCUUCUUGACGGACAAGGUCCUGCACGUCGCCGCGCACCGGUACCAAAAGUGGUUCCAGACGUCGUUCUUGCAAGGACCGCUCAACGGCGGUGUCAUCGCCGACGUCGUGCGCUACAUUUGCGCCGUGUACCACCCGACGUCGCAGGUCGUCGAGGCCAAGAUGACGCCGCGCUACCACGUGCUUGGCUGGGUCUUCCUCCUCUGCAAAACGCCGCUGGCCAAGCAGCGGGCGCUCCACGCCAUGUUCUUCGACUACAUCUACUUUGCCCACGACGUCUCGCUAAAGUCGACCAAGAACCGCAACCUGAGCAUGGUCACUGAUAUGCUCACGUUCUUGGUGAGUGCGGUCGAGGCAGGCGAGAGUGACCGAGCGAGCCAAAGCAUGCAUGCACUCAUUCAGAAGGGCGUCAUGCGCAGCGUGAGCCCGGUCCUUGAAGCCAUCAAGGACGACCACUCGCUCCUUGCGCGGCUCCAACGCGCGCUCCCGGCACAUUUUUCGCCCAAGAGCAACCCACCAUCGACCACAUCGUCGCCGGUUUCGUCGCCGAGCCACCACCAGUCGCCUGUGUACACGCAGCCGUCUCCGCGCCAGCAAUCACCGAGCCACCAACCAUCGCCCAGCCACCGGCAAUCGCCCAGCCACCGGCAGUCGCCGAGCCAGCGGCAGUCGCCGAGUCGGCAGUCGCCCAAUCAACGCAAGUCGCCGGGGCAGUCGAGUCCGAGUAUCUCGCGCAGCCCUGGCAACGUAUCGCCGACAACGUCAUCGGCCGAGCUGCACGACGAGCCGGAUGCGUGGCAGGAGCAAUCGUUUCUGCAAGAGCGGUCGCAGUCGCUGGAGACAGGUGUCGCGCCCGUCACGUUUCCCGAGUCGCUCCGGCCAUUCGAAGAGCCUUUGCAGUUGCUGCUGUCGGCCCAAGACAACGACAAGCUCUGCAACGCGAUCGCUGUCGUGCUCACGGCGUGGAGCCACUCGCCGGAUGCGAUUGCGCUGAGCAGCGACCUCGGUGGCUUUAUGUACAAGUGCCUCGAGCGGUCCUUCCUCACAUCCAUGGCCACGCCUCAGUAUGUGCUCGAGCAGUGCCUCCAGCGCCCACCGCAGCUGUACCUGCCGCUGCUUCAGGGAAUGUUCAAGCACGACUCGGUCAUGAGUCACCGCCUUCUCGUGCACUGCUGCACGCAGUCGGGCAAGAAGCCGGACGAGGCUCUCCAGCCGUACCUGUCGUUUUGCGAGCUCGUAGGUGUCGAAGCACCGACCGCCAUUCUACAGGACCUCUCGCUCAGCGUGCACGUGGACGAAGCCAUGGCGUUAGCCUCGUCGCUCCUGCAGCAGCCAUCGACGCCGUCGGGCGCGGCCGUCGAGACCACGGUGCUGCGCGUGCUGCCGUUCCUCUUUCGGCACAGCUCGGAGCUGAGCAGCUGGGGCGCGCUGCCGCGCAUGGACGCGAUGGUUCGCCAGCUCGUCUCGGUUGCGACGCCGUGCCAGCUCAGCACGCUCUGCAUGCGCGUGCUCCUCAAGGAAUUCGCCAUCUUCCGCGACCAUAUGGCCACGAUCUUGCUGAGCUCGCUGCAGUGGAGCGCGUUCGAACAGCAGAGUACGUGGGAGCUCCUCGCGGUCGAGCAAGAAGCCAAGAAGAAGGACAAGGGCGUGCUCGCGGCCUUGCGCAAGGUGCUUGCGUGCAUGGACCCACGCGUCCACGGCGAGGCGCUCGCCGGUCUCUUGCGCCUCUUGCUCCACGCCUGCAUCACCAAGCUCUCGGAUGCAUUCGACCCGUUCCCGCUCAGCGUCCUCGCGGUCUGGAGCGAGAAGCACCCGAGCAUCGUGAAAGGCUACCUCCUCAGCGAGAACAAGGACACGAAAGAUGUGCUCCGGCAGCUCAACAAGCUCUACGCGAUCGACGAACCGCCGGCCGAGGUCUACGCCGACGACGACGUGCGCCGCGCGAUCGCCAAGGCCCUCGAAGGCUUCGCGGACGCCGCCGAGACGUACCCGACGCUCGUCGAGGUCUGCGUCGAAGGCGCGCCCCACAAGAAGCAGCGCACGGACGAGUAA
Molecule: messenger RNA, 2982 nt
Organism: Saprolegnia parasitica CBS 223.65
Lineage: Eukaryota; Oomycota; Saprolegniomycetes; Saprolegniales; Saprolegniaceae
Exons: 7
Coding region: 10-2982 (990 amino acids)
Cellular component (GO): cytoplasm
Source: RefSeq, a predicted model, not a curated record